AUGACGUCGUGGUUGGCCGAGGUUGCGUCGCUACUGGACGUGUCGUCGGUGUUUUUGUUCCUCAUCACCCUCGUCGUCUUUUCCAUACCCGUCUUGAUAAUAUUCCCGCCCAUCCCGGUCGAGAGAUCCGAUGCUCUUGGCCAGACGCACUCCAAGAUUGGGGUCCCGCCGCAGGAGAGCAACUUGCGCGACCAAUGGACGGCGGCGGCUCGUGCCGCCACCACCACCAACGGUCAUGCCAACGGCCGCGCCGGGAGCAGUGGCCGGCCGUCACCGCCCAAGAUUCACAGCCUGCACAUCUACCCGCUCAAGUCCUGCCAGGGCAUCGAGCUGGCCGAGGCGACGGUGCUGCCCACAGGCCUUGAGCACGAUCGCGUCUUCUGCCUCGCGCAGCUAAAGACCAGGAAGCCGCGGACGGACCCUGCAGCAGCAGCAGCAGCAGCAGCCUCUAGCAAAAAAGUCGACUACUGGGAGGUGCUGACGCUGCGACAGAUUGCGUCCAUGGCCAACAUCAAAGUCGAUCUCUGGGUGCCGGACGCCUCAAAGCACAGCAGGCAGCUAGGCCCGAUGACGGGCGAGGACGGUCCCGGCGCCUGGGGACUCGUCGAGACGAUGGCUGCCAAGCUGAGCCGUGGCCUGUCCGCCGCUCCCGAGCGCGAGUUCAUGCUGCCGAUGAGCUUCCCGUCCGCCCACGAAGUCAAAGCCCGCGGCUACUCCCAUGCCGAGGUGACACACUUCCGUAACGUGAUUCCGUCCCUCAACAUGGGUCCCGAGCUCCCUAAAGAGCUCGCCCUCUACCUUGGCCUCGAGCCUGCCAGGCUAGGCCUCUUUCGCCUGGAUCCCGCCCAGCGCCGUCAAGUCCUUGGCUGCGCGCCAACGCGCGAAGUUGCAGGUUACCAGCCUGAAAUUGACUUUCAGGAUGCAUACCCACUGCACUUGCUCAAUCUCAGCAGCGUUCGAGCUCUGGAGUCAAAGAUCCGCCGGGACGCAGACAUUGACCGUCUCGAUGCUCGCCGGUUCAGACCUAAUAUCAUCGUGUCUGGCCUCCCCGAGUAUGACGAAGAUGACUGGCGGUCUGUUCAGUUCAAAGCUGUAAGCCGCCAGGACGCAGAUAGUCUCUUUGACGUUUCUUGCCGAACGGUUAGAUGCAAACUACCAAACGUCGAUCCAGCCACAGGUAUCCGGCACAAAGUAGAACCAGACUACGCCUUGCGGCACUACCGAGAGAUUGAUGCCGGUGCCCCCAAGAAGGGUUGCAUGGGCAUGCAAAUGUGCCCCCUAUUCUCGCCAGACGUCGCGUCACAUAAUCUGAAGUCGAGGAUCCGAGUCGGCAUGGAGAUUUCCGUCCUUAAGCGCGGCGCACACCACGCCUUGUAG
This is a messenger RNA of Akanthomyces muscarius, 1377 nucleotides long. RefSeq lists its product as uncharacterized. Bases 1 to 1377 code for a protein of 458 amino acids. The transcript is spliced from 5 exons. Gene Ontology annotation, molecular function: catalytic activity; pyridoxal phosphate binding; molybdenum ion binding. The record is from RefSeq and is a predicted model, not a curated record. NCBI's taxonomy places the organism in Eukaryota, Fungi, Ascomycota, Sordariomycetes, Hypocreales, Cordycipitaceae.